CCUGUACAGCACCCUGCUGGCUCACCACAAACUUCACAUCAGAAACUUUGCUGCCGAAAGUUUUGUCUUUCUAAUGAGAAAGGUUUCUGAUAAAAAUGAAAUCUUCAAUUUAAUGCUCCGUGACCUGGGGGAGCACCCUGAGAAGGUGGAAGGUGUAGGACAGCUACUUUUUGAGAUGUGCAAGGGUGUUCGAAACAUGUUCCACUCUUGUACAGAGACGGCUAUGAAGUUAAUUCUGUCAAAGCUGGGGCCUAUUACUGAAGAAGAAAUUGAACUACCAUGGGUAACUGUAGGAGAAGCUUUUGUGAGGAUGAUCAGAUCAGCUGCACUCCAUAUCCAUAAGGAGAAUUUUGACAUUGUCUUCAAGUGCCUGGAGGAGUCAGUCUUAGUCUUGCAGAGGAAAAUAACUAAGGCCAACUGCUGUAUGGCUUCAGAGCAGAUGGAAAGGAUCUUGCAAGCUUAUCUGAUCCUCGUGGAACAUGGAAAUGGAUCCAAAAUCUCACUGCCUGAAGAUGUCUGCCAGAUUUUAAUAAGAAUGUUGCAAACACCAGAUCUCUCAUCAUCUUGCUGCAAGACCCUGUUGAACACCAUCUCUGCAUUGCUGUUGGCUGAGAAGGUGUUCUUGCCUGAUUCUUUGACCAAGGAAGCUAUUGAGAAGAUAUUUGAAAGUGGAUUUGAACGGCGCUUUCUUUUGAGCUUCUCUGAAGUGAUGUUCUCAAUGAAGCAAUUUGAGAGGCAUUUUCUUCCAUGCUUUCUAGAGUACAUUGAGCAUUGCUUCUCUGGCACAGAUGCCCUCGCAAAGGAUGAGGCAAUGGCAAUUCUGGCUAAACUCAUUCUGGUGAAAGCAGAGCCUCCUACCAUUGGUUCAAUGGCGUUUGAAAAGUAUCCUCUCAUUUUCACUGAAUCAUCCAUCAGUUCUAACACAAGACAACAAACAAGUAAAAGACAAGGAGCAAAGGCAGAAGUACCAGUGUUGGAUUAUGUACUGUCUUUAAUGCAUUUACCAGAGAAGGAAGACAUCACUGACCUUUCACAGCCUUGGGUUGCCUUGGUUGUACUGCCACAUAUUAGGCCAAUGGACAAAGAACACAUUCUAUCCCAUGUGACAAGUUUUAUAGACACUCUCUUCACAGCCAUUGACAAAGGAAGCCUCUUUAAAGGAAGCCUGUUCGUGGCCUGCCAAGCUGUAAGUACUCUUCUUAGUUUGGUAGAGUCGUCUGAAAUACUCCAUUUGUUACCUGUGGAGCGUGUCAAGAGCUUGGUGACCACUUUUCCUUCAGACCCCUCUGCGUUGCUGUUGGCUGAUCUCUAUUACACGAGGUUGGCAUUGAGUGGCUGCCAGGAACCCCUUUCCCAAGGGAACCUAAUGGACUUGUUUGAGAAGUUGCAUCCUAAUAUUUCCACUGGUGUUUCCAAGGUCCGGCUGUUGACUGUUCGAAUUCUAAACCAUUUUGAGAAUCUACCUUCUGCACAGAUUGAGAGUGAUGGCACUGGGGAGCUCCAGCCAGUAUUUGCCACAUUGCUCCAAGCAGAACUUGUGCCAGCAACAGUGAAUGAUUACAGAGAGAAACUUCUCCAUUUGAGGAAACUAAGGUGUGAUAUAGUGCAGUCUGCAAUACCAAGUGGAUCUUUGCAGGAGGUGCCUCUUCGGUAUUUACUGGGAAUGCUUUAUAUUAACUUCAGCCCUCUCUGGGAUCCUGUAAUUGAACUCAUAACUUCUCAUGCGAAGGAAAUGGAGAAUAAACAGUUCUGGAAAGUCUUAUAUGAACAUUUGGAGAGAGCUGCUACCUAUGCUGAAAUGGAGCUGCAAAAUGAACUAGAUGAACAGGAGGAAAGCAUUGCUGAAGCAGAAAGUGAAAAUAUGCCAGAAGGAGGGGUGGGGACUGUCUUCCUGGAGCAGCUAAGGACUAGAACAGAUUGCAGCGAGCGGCUGGACCACACAAACUUCCGUUUUCUACUGUGGAAAGCACUGGAUAAGUUUCCAGACAGAGUGGAGCCUAGGUCACGGGAACUUUCCCCACUUCUUUUGAGAUUUAUUAGAAAUGAGUACUACCCAGCAGAUUCAUUAGUGGCUCCAUCUCAGGAUCUUAGAAAGAAAACUAGUGGUACAGCAGCAGCAAAAGAAAUACUGGGUGAAGAAGUGAAUGAUGCUGCUAUGGAAGAGGAGGAGGAGGAGGAGGAAGAAGAAAAAGAAGAAGGGGGACCAAUUACUAUAGGACUACCAAAAAAGAAAACCAGAAGAGCUGCUGCUAAGCAACUAAUAGCUCACUUACAAGUUUUCUCUAAAUUCUCAAAUCCUCGUGCAUUGUAUCUGGAGCAGAAGUUGAACGCGUUAUAUACCCAGUUACUUUCCCAUCAAGACCAGAAUGUACAGAGAAUAGCUCUUGACUGUAUAAUGACAUACAAGCAUCCUCAUCUACUGCCGUACAGGGAGAACUUGCAAAGGCUACUGGAGGACAAGAAUUUUAAGGAAGAAAUAGUCCAUUUCAGUAUUUCUGAGGAGACCGCAGUAGUAAAAACGGAGCAUCGACCAGAUCUCAUCCCUGUUCUUAUGAGAAUUCUCUAUGGCAGAAUGAGAAAUAAAACAGGGAGCAAAACACAGGGCAAGUCUUCAGCGGGCACUCGCAUGUCCAUCGUUCUGCGAUUUCUUGCCGGCUCACUGCCAGAAGAGAUACGGAUGUUCUUGGAUCUACUCUUUGAAGCUGUGAAGCAGUUCAGUAAUGGACCUUGCCAGACUGCGGUGCUUCGAAGUAUGUCAGAGUUGGAUUUAGCUAAAGUCUUGCCUCUUGGUCGUCAGCAUAGCCUCUUCAACGGUCUUGAAGUUGUGUUGAAAAACAUGGGACACUUGAUCCAUCAGUACCUGCCUGAAAUUCUGCAGAUUCUGCUCUGCAUGACAGCUGUGGUAUCCUGCAUCCUCCAGCAAAGAGAGAAGGUCCAACCUAGAUUGAUUAAUCCACUGAAGAAUUUGAGACGUCUUGGACUCAAGCUCCUGGUGGAGUUUUUUUCUGAUUAUGAGACCUACAGCUUUAGUGUGGAAGAGAUUGAUGCGGUUUUUCAUGCAGUGGUAUGGCCUCAGAUCUGCAGAUUGGCUCCGGAGAGUCAGUAUUCUCCAACUUUUCUGCUCAAACUCAUUCAUACCUGGAGUAAGAAUCCCAGGUAUUUCCCCUUGCUGGCCAAGCAGCAGCCAGAUCACCCAGAGUGUGAUAUACUGUCAAAUGUAUUUGCUGUGCUGUCAACUAAGAAUUUGUCUGAGGCCACAUCCAGUCUUGUGAUGGACAUAGCUGAUAGCCUUCUCAACAGCCCAGAUUUUGAACCCACGGAGCAGGUUUCCAGUUUGAGCGUGACUGACUGUGUUGUCACGGGAGAUGUGACAGAAGAGACCCUUAGCCUAGGUUGCCACUUGGUUCUCCCUCAUGUUCCUGCCAUACUUCAGUACUUCAGCAAAACAAUGUUAAAUGUGGAGAAGGUGAAAAAGAAGAAGUAUAGAGCUCAAGUCAGCAAAGAGCUGAGUAUACUUUCCAAGAUCAGCAAAUUUAUACAAGAAAAGAGUCAGAAUUCAGUGCUCGUGAGCCUUCUCCUCCCUUUCCUUUACCAGAGCAACAUGGAGCAG
Tauraco erythrolophus (red-crested turaco) is the source of this 3610-nucleotide messenger RNA. The record is from RefSeq and is a predicted model, not a curated record. Lineage: Eukaryota; Metazoa; Chordata; Aves; Musophagiformes; Musophagidae.